UGUUGAAAGGGAAAUUUAAUUAGGAUAUAAAUAUAAAGCAUAAUAUUUUUUUUGUCAUCUUAUUUUAUAAUUUGAUUUUUAAAUAAUUAAAUUAUCUAAUAAUUCUAUUCAUUUAAAAUCGAUUGGAAAAAGUCGAAGGGCACGUUUGAAUGGUAAUAUAUCGGAUAUGAUCGGAAAUAUUCUAUAUACUAAUUCGGAACCUACCUUUCUCACAACCAGAUUCAAGCAAAGUAUAAAAUCUCGCCACAGUCGAAUUAAUUUAUGGUCCAUUAUUUUAGUAUUUCUCAUACAUAUCCUCCCUAGUUUCGCUGCUUUAGUCUCAGGACAUCACGAACCAAAAUGUCCUGCCGGUACUAGUCCCCAAACAUCAGCUCAAUCGGGAACUCUAAAAUAUUGCACAUGCUUAGCAUCUCACGACUCUGGAAUGGAAGUAACAUGUGUUAACAAAAAAGGUGAAAUGUUGUCCGAAGCGCUAAAUAUAUAUAAAAAUAAUCCAGAUUUGCCUAUAACCUCUCUCAUAUUGCAACUAAACUUUAUCCCCACCGUUGAAAAUGGGACAUUUUCAGGCUUAAAAUCCGUCAAGGAUAUUCAAUUCAGACUUAAUCGCAUCAAAAACUUUUCGUCCAACGCAUUUUUGGGUAUCGAAGAUUCGUUAGAAAAAUUGACCAUCCUGGAAUUUUUUUGGGUUAGUUUUAAAUACAAAACACUGGAUCAAAUCCCUGUUGAUGCCCUCAAACCUUUAAAGAAUUUGAAAGAACUUUUUGUGAGCUCCGCAAACAUCAGAGUCAUCCCUCAUAAUGCUUUCAACACAUUAUUAAAUCUAGAAGUUUUAAAAAUAAUGAGUUUCACGCUUAACAAAAUUUAUAAUGAUUCCCUAUCAGGUCUGAAAAACCUUAAAGAUUUCUCCUUAGUGACAAAUUUUCUAAAGGAGAUCCCUCCUCUUGUCUUCAGCGAAACCCCAAACAUGGAAAAAUUAUUCAUUUCCCUCAAAUCAUUUAAAAAAAUUACUAAAGAACAUUUUUCCAACCUUAGGUAUCUUAGAGAAUUAAGUUUUAAUAACUCGGGAAUAGAUACAAUUGAAAGCGGUGCAUUUAUGCAAAUGUCAAAUUCUCUCAAAUCUUUAAGUCUCAAAGGGAAUCAAAUAUCUACAUUACCGGAGAGUAUUUCUAACCUUCCCAAACUAACACAUCUGGAUUUAUCGUCAAAUACCAUAUUCGAUAUCAAUGCAAACUCUUUUUACGGAUUAAACUCCCUUGAACAUCUAAUUCUUAGUUAUAAUAUAGUUAAAAAUAUUAAAAGCAAUGUUUUAGCCGACAGCAAAUGGCUGAAAUUUAUAGAUCUUAAAGCCAACCUUCUUACACAAAUACCUGAAUUUUUUUUUCAAACAUUUAGAAAUUUAAACACUUUGGACUUAUCCAAAAAUUUUAUCAAUGAAAUUGCCGAAUUAACGUUCUAUCAAAACGAUAAACUCGAAAAAUUAGACCUUUCCAACAAUAAUUUGAAAAUCAUACACUCAACUUCGUUUAAAUCUUUAGGGAAGAGUUUGACAUAUCUAGAUCUCUCUCAUAAUUAUUUACCAACGCUACCUUCCUUAACCUUAUCCGAAUUUGAAAAUUUAGUAUACUUAAAUAUGAGCCACAAUAAUAUGACUAGUUUAGAUAUCGAUUCUUUACAGGGCUCUGAAGAUACACUUCGUUUCAUCGGAAUAUCUGAUAACCCUUGGCACUGCGAUUGUAAAAUGCGCAGAUUUCGAGAAUGGUACAAAUUUUGGUCAGAUCAAUUGAGUCAUUCAGAUAAAUAUCUACAAGAGUUAAACAUCGAAAACGCCAAAUGUCACACUCCAACAAAUUUAGCAGGUGUACCUAUCCUGUAUCCACCUUUGAAUGCUUUCACUUUUUGCGAAAAUGUAACCGAUUUUAAUAACACUCGAGAUGAAAGUAAGGUAAGAUAUCAUAUCAAAGGAACUAAUGACAUAUAUGAUGGAGAUGCUGACAAUGAUAACUUUGACACAAAUUCUAUCCCCAAUAGUCUUGCUCAAACGAAUAAUGCCUAUGGUAACGAUCGUCAAAAUUUAGUUCUCAAUUCCUUAAAACAAGCCAGGAUAGCUUUAACCCUCUCAAUUUGCACUGUAGCUAUAUUAUUAGCGCUCUUUAUCUCUAAAUUUUUAUUUUCUGGUAAUAAUAAUAAAAAUAUCAUGGAAGAGGAAUCAAACAAUAAAUCUUCUAAAUUAGGAAGUUUUCUUUCAGCUAUUCCAGUUGCUUUUAGGAAUGGGCAUGUAACUAAUGUUCCUGAAGAUAAACAAACUAUAGCCAACCACGGAUAUCCUAUGGGAACGGUCUCGUAAUAUACACUCGUUUUGACAUAUUACACAAUAUUAUUUAUAAAUCAAUUUGGACUUAGUAAUAUAAAAUUGACGUGAUUAUUUCUUAUAAUUUUAUUGUAUAUCUUUUAGAUUUAUAUAUUAUCAUUUUAUGAGUUAGGUUAGAUGAAUAUUAAUAAAAAUUAU
Messenger RNA from Gordionus sp. m RMFG-2023, 2506 nucleotides. RefSeq names its product insulin-like growth factor-binding protein complex acid labile subunit. The transcript has 5 exons. The coding region runs from base 167 to 2344 and encodes 725 amino acids. Gene Ontology annotation, molecular function: protein binding. The record is from RefSeq and is a predicted model, not a curated record. Lineage: Eukaryota; Metazoa; Nematomorpha; Gordioida; Chordodea; Parachordodidae. Gene Ontology annotation, cellular component: extracellular matrix.